Messenger RNA from Rhinopithecus roxellana (golden snub-nosed monkey), 1911 nucleotides. Its product is annotated as zinc finger protein 676-like. Gene Ontology annotation, molecular function: DNA-binding transcription factor activity; RNA polymerase II cis-regulatory region sequence-specific DNA binding. The record is from RefSeq and is a predicted model, not a curated record. NCBI's taxonomy places the organism in Eukaryota, Metazoa, Chordata, Mammalia, Primates, Cercopithecidae. The transcript is spliced from 7 exons. Gene Ontology annotation, biological process: regulation of transcription by RNA polymerase II.
UUAUAUAGGAAUGUGAUGUUAGAGAACUACAGAAACCUGGUCUUCCUGGGUAUUGCUGUCCCUAAGCCAGACCUGAUCAUUUUUCUGGAGCAAGGAAAAGAGCCCUGGAAUAUGAAGAAACACGAGAUGGCGGAAGAACCCCCAGUUGUAUGUUCUCAUUUUGCUCAACACCUUUGGCCAGAGCAGCGCAUAGAAGAUUCUCUCCGAAAAGUGAUAUUGAGAAGAUAUGAAAAAUGUGGAUCUGAGAAUUUACACUUAAAAAUUGGUUGUACCAAUGUGGAUGAGUAUAAGGUGCACAAAAAAGGUUAUAAUAAGCUUAACCAGAGUUUGACAACUACACAGAGCAAAGUAUUUCAAUGUGGCAAAUAUGCAAACGUCUUUCAUAAAUGUUCAAAUUCAAAAAGACAUAAGAUAAGGCAUACUGGAAAAAAGCUUUUGAAAUGUAAGGAAUAUGUCAGAUCAUUUUGCAUGCGUUCACACCUAGGUCAACAUAAAAGAAUUUAUAUUAGAGAGAAUUCCUACAAAUGUGAAGAAGAUGGCAAAGCCUUUAACUGGUCCUCAACCCUUACUUAUUAUAAGAGAAUUCAUACUGGAGAGACACCCUACAAAUAGAAACCCUACAAAUGUGAAGAAUGUGCCAAAGCCUUUAGUAAGGCCUCAACCCUGACUGUACAUAAAACAAUUCAUGCCGGAGAGAAACCCUACAAAUGUGAAGAAUGUGGCAAAGCUUUCAACCGGUCCUCAAACCUUACGGAACAUAAGAGAAUUCAUACUGGAGAGAAACCCUACAAAUGUGAAGAAUGUGACAAAGCCUAUGGUAACUUCUCAGCCCUUGCUAAACAUAAGGUAAUUCAUACUGGAGAGAAACCCUACAAAUGUGAAGAAUGUGGCAAAGCCUUCAGCUGGCCCUCAAGCCUUUUUGAACAUAAGAGAAAUCAUGCUGGAGAGAAACCCUACAAAUGUGAAGAAUGUGGCAAAGUCUUUAGCUGGUCCUCAAGGCUUGCAACACAUAAGGCAAUUCAUGCUGGAGAGAAACUCUACAAAUGUGAAGAAUGUGGCAAAGCUUUCAACUGGUCCUCAAACCUUACGGAACAUAAGAGAAUUCAUACUGGAGAGAAACCCUACAAAUGUGAAGAAUGUGGCAAAGCCUAUGGUAACUUCUCAACGCUUGCUAAACAUAAGGUAAUUCAUACUGGAGAGAAACCCUACAAAUGUGAAGAAUGUGGCAAAGCCUUCAGCUGGCCCUCAAGCCUUUUUGAACAUAAGAGAAAUCAUGCUGGAGAGAAACCCUACAAAUGUGAAGAAUGUGGCAAAGUCUUUAGCUGGUCCUCAAGGCUUGCAACACAUAAGAGAAUUCAUAUUGGAGAGAAACCCUACAAAUGUGAAGAAUGUGGCAAAGCCUUCAGUAGGGUCACAAACCUAACUAAACAUAAGGUAAUUCAUACUGGAGAGAAACCCUACAAAUGUGAAGAAUGUGGCAAAGCCUUCAUCUGGUCCUCAAGACUCACCUUUAGUAAGGCCACAACCCUUACUGCACACAAGACAGUUCAUGCUGGAGAGAAACCCUACAAAUGUGAAGAAUGUGGCAAAGCUUUCAACCGGCCCUCAAACCUUACGGAACAUAAGAGAAUUCAUACUGGAGAGAAACCCUACAAAUGUGAAGAAUGUGGCAAAGCCUAUGGUAACUUCUCAACCCUUGCUAAACAUAAGGUAAUUCAUACUGGAGAGAAACCCUACAAAUGUGAAGAAUGUGGCAAAGCCUUCAGCUGGCCCUCAAGCCUUUUUGAACAUAAGAGAAAUCAUGCUGGAGAGAAACCCUACAAAUGUGAAGAAUGUGGCAAAGUCUUUAGCUGGUCCUCAAGGCUUGCAACACAUAAGAAUUCAUACUGGAGAGAAACCCUACAAAUGUGA